Acaulospora colombiana is the source of this 468-nucleotide messenger RNA. The record is from the annotation of a GenBank genome assembly. NCBI's taxonomy places the organism in Eukaryota, Fungi, Glomeromycota, Glomeromycetes, Diversisporales, Acaulosporaceae.
GGUUUCCUUGAAGCCAUGGAAAAGGGUUCCCUUGCUGGAUGCCCCGUUAAUGGUGUCCGCUACGUCCUUGAGGAUGGUGCUUUCCACGCUGUAGAUUCGUCUGAACUGGCAUUUAGGCUAGCAGCCAUUGGGUCAUUCCGUGAAGCGUACAAGAACGCGUCGCCCGUCAUCCUAGAGCCCAUUAUGACGGUAGAAAUCGUCGCGCCAGUCGAGUUCCAAGGCAAUAUUGUCGGCGGCAUUAAUCAGCGUCGUGGCACGAUCAUUGAUACCGAGGUUCGAGAUGACGAGUUCCAGCUAACUGCCGAAGUGAGUCUGAAUGACAUGUUUGGAUAUUCGAGCGCACUUCGCGGAGCCACUCAAGGAAAGGGCGAAUUCUCAAUGGAAUACAAGGACCACCAACCCGUGUUGCCACACGUUCAAAAAGAGAUGGUAGAGGCCUAUCGCAAAAAACUAGAGGGCAAAAAAUAG